Guyanagaster necrorhizus is the source of this 816-nucleotide messenger RNA. RefSeq lists its product as uncharacterized. Gene Ontology annotation, biological process: U6 snRNA 3'-end processing. The record is from RefSeq and is a predicted model, not a curated record. Bases 1 to 816 code for a protein of 271 amino acids. The transcript has 4 exons. Gene Ontology annotation, molecular function: 3'-5'-RNA exonuclease activity. NCBI's taxonomy places the organism in Eukaryota, Fungi, Basidiomycota, Agaricomycetes, Agaricales, Physalacriaceae. Gene Ontology annotation, cellular component: nucleus.
AUGAAAAGGGCCUUCUCUUCGUCUUCUCUGGUUGAAUAUUCGAGCUCUGAAGAUGAAGAUGAUACAGAAAAAUCUGUGAAACGGAAAAAACUACCCACUCUUUCAGCAUCCUUAGUUGUUGCAGCCCCCGUAGACAACCCUUCUCUUCAUCAAGGCAGAAAACGGAAUACACCUCAUGUUGAUGGCCAAUGGGCGGCUCAUGUGUUUAUAUCUCUUGGGCUGAACCGGAAAUCUCCUUUGUUCUCUUUGCUCAGCGAAGCCAUCAAGUCAGCGAAGGAUGACGUACCCACGCUGAACGAUUUCUGGUCGAAAGAUGGUGAUACCGCACCUGAGUUGCACGUAUCUCUGUCCCGGCCGAUAUAUUUACGUGCUUACCAAAGGGAAGACCUGAAACGCGCCGUGAAGUCUCUCGCGCUCACUCAUCCGAGGUUCACCAUCUCCUUCUCGACAUUUUCCGAGCUCACUAACGACGAGCGAACGAGGGCAUUCUUAACGAUCGAAGUCGGCGCCGGGCACCAUCAGCUCUCUCAACUCUCGACUGCGUUGGCUCCGACGCUUCAGUCGUUUCGCCAAAAGGACUAUUACGCAGAGCCCCGAUUCCAUGCAUCCAUCGCUUGGGCCUUACUUGACGAAACCUCCCCUUCCGAAUCACAUACUCAGUUCCUCACCGUCCCCGGUAUCCCCUCCAGGUCGAUUGAUAAAUUGAACAAGAAAUACCAGAGUGGGCUCUCAGAAUCAAUGAACUUCUACGACGCCGAUACACUCUGCGUCAAAAUCGGCAAAGAUGUUUUCUCGUGGCACUUGAAGGGCCCAUGA